GGAGCGGGAGCGGCGUUCGCGCCUGCGCCGAGAAGCCGGCGCGGGGAGCGCAGGGGCUGAUGCCAAAAUGGCGGAGCGCGGAUACAGCUUCUCCCUCACCACCUUCAGUCCUUCUGGAAAGCUUGUUCAGAUUGAAUAUGCUUUGGCUGCAGUAGCUGCCGGAGCUCCAUCAGUUGGGAUUAAAGCUGCAAAUGGAGUAGUGUUGGCAACUGAGAAGAAGCAGAAAUCCAUUCUGUAUGAUGAAAGGAGUGUCCACAAAGUAGAACCAAUUACCAAACAUAUAGGUUUAGUGUACAGUGGUAUGGGUCCAGAUUACAGAGUACUUGUGCACAGAGCUCGGAAGCUGGCCCAGCAGUAUUACUUGGUUUAUCAUGAACCCAUUCCAACAGCUCAGCUAGUACAGAGAAUUGCUUCUGUGAUGCAGGAGUACACACAGUCUGGUGGUGUUCGUCCCUUUGGUGUAUCACUGCUAAUAUGUGGCUGGAAUGAAGGGCGGCCGUAUUUAUUUCAGUCGGAUCCAUCUGGAGCUUAUUUUGCCUGGAAAGCAACAGCAAUGGGAAAAAAUUACGUCAAUGGGAAAACAUUUCUUGAGAAAAGGUACAAUGAAGAUUUGGAGCUUGAAGAUGCCAUUCAUACAGCUAUCUUAACACUAAAGGAGAGCUUUGAAGGGCAAAUGACAGAAGACAACAUUGAAGUUGGUAUCUGUAAUGAAGCUGGUUUUAGGAGGCUCACUCCAACUGAGGUUAAGGACUACUUGGCUGCAAUAGCGUAGUAGAAACCGAGCUAGACUGUGUGGUUCACACAAAGGUCUUUUUAAUUUUGGCUACUUAAAUGUUUUUCUUUGCAGUUUUUGCAUACUUAUUUCUACAUGGUUUGUCUGAGAGAUUUUUUAAACAUCAUGGGUGCAAAUAUAACGGUCCUUGAUAUUGUAAUAGAUGGAAUCUUGUUAAAGAUAAUUCUUUCCCUUGAUACACAAAAUACUGUACAAAAUGUAAAAUUAUAGUGACAGCUUGAAAAAGGUUAAAGAAUAAAAUCAAAGGCCAUUGUUUUGGG
Messenger RNA from Vidua macroura (Pin-tailed whydah), 1053 nucleotides. It is a transcript of the gene PSMA2, whose product is annotated as proteasome 20S subunit alpha 2. The transcript has 8 exons. The record is from RefSeq and is a predicted model, not a curated record. Gene Ontology annotation, cellular component: proteasome core complex, alpha-subunit complex; proteasome core complex. NCBI's taxonomy places the organism in Eukaryota, Metazoa, Chordata, Aves, Passeriformes, Viduidae. The coding region runs from base 68 to 772 and encodes 234 amino acids. Gene Ontology annotation, biological process: ubiquitin-dependent protein catabolic process.